Nomascus leucogenys (northern white-cheeked gibbon) is the source of this 3968-nucleotide messenger RNA. RefSeq names its product acyl-CoA synthetase long chain family member 1 (gene ACSL1). The transcript has 22 exons. Gene Ontology annotation, biological process: very long-chain fatty acid metabolic process; long-chain fatty acid metabolic process; long-chain fatty-acyl-CoA biosynthetic process. Gene Ontology annotation, molecular function: arachidonate-CoA ligase activity. Gene Ontology annotation, cellular component: endoplasmic reticulum; membrane. The coding region runs from base 262 to 2436 and encodes 724 amino acids. NCBI's taxonomy places the organism in Eukaryota, Metazoa, Chordata, Mammalia, Primates, Hylobatidae. The record is from RefSeq and is a predicted model, not a curated record.
AGCUUGGGUUGCUGCGUUAAGGAAAGAUGUCAGGCUUUCUUAAUUUGCCACUGCUGGGGCAAGGGUGUUAUCUAUGUGGGUUUGUGUGAGGGCUGCAUUCCUAGUGAAAUAUUCCAUCAAACUGCCAUUAUUCAUCUUGAUGAAAGCUUGAGGAACUUUAGAAGGAGAGAAACAUCCAGACCACCCGGUUUUUGGUUUCUAAAUGGUAUGAAGAGAGUACAAUGUUAAUAAUUCAGCUUAGAGAACUAUCAACACAGGACAAUGCAAGCCCACGAGUUGUUCCGGUAUUUUCGAAUGCCAGAGCUGGUUGACUUGCGACAGUACGUGCGUACUCUUCCGACCAACACGCUUAUGGGCUUCGGAGCUUUUGCAGCACUCACCACUUUCUGGUACGCCACGAGACCCAAACCCCUGAAGCCACCAUGUGACCUCUCCAUGCAGUCAGUGGAAGUGGCGGGUAGUGGUGGUGCACGAAGAUCCGCACUGCUUGACAGCGACGAGCCCUUGGUGUAUUUCUAUGAUGAUGUCACAACGUUAUACGAAGGUUUCCAGAGGGGAAUACAGGUGUCAAAUAAUGGCCCUUGUUUAGGCUCUCGGAAACCAGACCAACCCUAUGAAUGGCUUUCAUAUAAACAGGUUGCAGAAUUGUCGGAGUGCAUAGGCUCAGCACUGAUCCAGAAGGGCUUCAAGACCGCCCCAGAUCAGUUCAUUGGCAUCUUUGCUCAAAAUAGACCUGAGUGGGUGAUUAUUGAACAAGGAUGCUUUGCUUAUUCGAUGGUGAUCGUUCCACUUUACGAUACCCUUGGAAAUGAAGCCAUCACAUACAUAGUCAACAAAGCUGAACUCUCUCUGGUUUUUGUUGACAAGCCAGAGAAGGCCAAACUCUUAUUAGAGGGUGUAGAAAAUAAGUUAAUACCAGGCCUUAAAAUCAUAGUUCUCAUGGAUGCCUACGGCAGUGAACUGGUGGAACGAGGCCAGAAGUGUGGGGUGGAAAUCAUCAGCAUGAAGGCGAUGGAGGACCUGGGAAGAGCCAACAGACGGAAGCCCAAGCCUCCAGCACCUGAAGAUCUUGCAGUAAUUUGUUUCACAAGUGGAACUACAGGCAACCCCAAAGGAGCAAUGAUCACUCAUCGAAACAUAGUGAGCGAUUGUUCAGCUUUUGUGAAAGCAACAGAGAAUACAGUCAAUCCUUGCCCAGAUGAUACUUUGAUAUCUUUCUUGCCUCUCGCCCAUAUGUUUGAGAGAGUUGUAGAGAAAGCACUUCCCUUGAAUGCCAGUGACACACACAUUUCAUUUUUACCACUUGCACACAUGUAUGAACAGCUCUUGGAGUGUGUAAUGCUGUGUCAUGGAGCUAAAAUCGGAUUUUUCCAAGGAGAUAUCAGGCUGCUCAUGGAUGACCUCAAGGUGCUUCAGCCCACUAUCUUCCCCGUGGUUCCAAGACUGCUGAACCGGAUGUUUGACCGAAUUUUCGGACAAGCAAACACCACACUGAAGCGAUGGCUCUUGGACUUUGCCUCCAAGAGGAAAGAAGCAGAGCUUCGCAGCGGCAUCAUCAGAAACAACAGCCUGUGGGACCGGCUGAUCUUCCACAAAGUACAGUCGAGCCUGGGCGGAAGAGUCCGGCUGAUGGUGACAGGAGCCGCCCCGGUGUCUGCCACAGUGCUGACGUUCCUCAGAGCAGCCCUGGGCUGUCAGUUUUAUGAAGGCUACGGACAGACCGAGUGCACUGCUGGGUGCUGCCUGACCAUGCCUGGAGACUGGACCGCAGGCCAUGUUGGGGCCCCGAUGCCGUGCAGUUUGAUAAAACUUGUUGAUGUAGAAGAAAUGAAUUACAUGGCUGCUGAGGGCGAGGGCGAGGUGUGUGUGAAAGGGCCAAAUGUAUUUCAGGGCUACUUGAAGGACCCAGUGAAAACAGCAGAAGCUUUGGACAAAGACGGCUGGUUACACACAGGGGACAUUGGAAAAUGGUUACCAAAUGGCACGUUGAAGAUUAUUGACCGGAAAAAGCACAUAUUUAAGCUGGCACAAGGAGAAUACAUAGCCCCUGAAAAGAUUGAAAAUAUCUACGUGCGAAGUGAGCCUGUUGCUCAGGUGUUUGUCCACGGAGAAAGCCUGCAGGCAUUUCUCAUUGCAAUUGUGGUACCAGAUGUUGAGACAUUAUGUUCCUGGGCCCGAAAGAGAGGAUUUGAAGGGUCCUUUGAGGAACUGUGCAGAAAUAAGGAUGUCAAAAAAGCUAUCCUCGAAGACAUGGUGAGACUUGGGAAGGAUUCUGGUCUGAAACCAUUUGAACAGGUCAAAGGCAUCACACUGCACCCUGAAUUAUUUUCUAUCGACAAUGGCCUUCUGACUCCAACAAUGAAGGCAAAAAGGCCGGAGCUGCGGAACUAUUUCAGGUCGCAGAUAGAUGAACUCUAUUCCACUAUCAAGGUUUAGUGUGAAGAAGAAAGCUCAGAGGAAAUGGCACAGUUCCACAAUCUCUCCUCCUGCUGAUGGCCUUCAUGUUGUUAAUUUUGAAUACAGCAAGUGUAGGGAAGGAAGCGUUCGUGUUUGACUUGUCCAUUCGGGGUUCUUCUCAUAGGAAUGUUAGAGGAAACAGAACACUGCCUUACAGUCACCUCGUGUUGCAGACCAUGUUUAUGGUAAUACACACUUUCCAAAAUGAGCCUUAAAAAUUGUAAAGGGGAUACUACAAAUGUGCUAAGUUAUUUGAGACUUCCUCAGUUUAAAAAGUGGGUUUCAAAUCUUCUGUCUCCCUGUUUUUCUAAUCAAGGGAUUAGGACUUUGCUAUCUCUGAGAUGUCUGCUACUUGCUGCAAAUUCUGCAGCUGUCUGCUGCUCUGAAGAGUACAGUGCACUAGAGGGAAGUGUUCCCUUUAAAAAUAAGAACAACUGUCCUGGCUGGAGAAUCUCACAAGCAGACCAGAGAUCUUUUUAAAUCCCUGCUACUGUCCCUUCUCACAGGCAUUCACAGAACCCUUCUGAUUUGUAAGGGUUACGAAACUCAUGUUCUUCUCCAGUCCCCUGUGGUUUCUGUUGGAGCAUAAGGUUUCCAGGAAGUGGGAGGGCAGAUCCAACUCAGAACCAUGCAGAUAAGGAGGCUCCGGCAAAUGGGUGCUCAUCAGAACACGUGGAUUCUCUUUCAUGGCAGAAUGCUCUUGGACUCGGUUCUCCAGGCCUGAUUCCCCUACUCCAUCCUUUUUCAGGGGUUAUUUAAAAAUCUGCCUUAGAUUCUAUAGUGAAGACAAGCAUUUCAAGAAAGAGUUACCUGGAUCAGCCAUGCUCAGCUGUGACGCCUGAAUAACUGUCUACUUUAUCUUCACUGAACCACUCACCCUGUGUAAAGGCCAACAGAUUUUUAAUGUGGUUUUCAUAUCAGAAGAUCAUGUUGAGAUUAACUUGCCUUUUUCCCCAAAAAAUAAACUCUCAGGCAAGCAUUUGUUUAAAGAUAUUAAGGGAGUAAAUAUACUUGAGUACUUAUUGAAAUGGACAGUAAUAAGCAAAUGUUCUUAUAAUGCUACCUGAUUUCUAUGAAAUGUGUUUGACAGGCCAAAAUUCUAGGAUGUAGAAAUCUGGAAAGUUCAUUUCCUGGGAUUCACUUCUCCAGGGAUUUUUUAAAGUGAAUUUGGGAAAUUAACAGCAGUUCACUUUAUUGUGAGUCUUUGCCACAUUUGACUGAAUUGAGCUGUCAUUUGUACAUUUAAAGCAGCUGUUUUGGGAUAUGUGAGAGUACGUGUAUUAUAUACAAGCACAACAGGGCUUGCACUAAAGAAUUGUCAUUGUAAUAACACUAUUUGGUAGCCUAACUUCAUAUAUGUAUUCUUAAUUGCACAAAAAGUCAAUAAUUUGUCACCCUGGGGUUUUGAAUGUUUGCUUUAAGUGUUGGCUAUUUCUAUGUUUUAUAAACCAAAACAAAAUUUCCAAAAACAAAGAAGGAAACCAAAAUAAAUAUUUCUGCAUUUCAGGUGA